This is a messenger RNA of Hippoglossus stenolepis (Pacific halibut), 5237 nucleotides long. RefSeq names its product zinc finger protein 846. The transcript is spliced from 2 exons. The record is from RefSeq and is a predicted model, not a curated record. The coding region runs from base 3231 to 4190 and encodes 319 amino acids. Lineage: Eukaryota; Metazoa; Chordata; Actinopteri; Pleuronectiformes; Pleuronectidae. Gene Ontology annotation, molecular function: RNA polymerase II cis-regulatory region sequence-specific DNA binding; DNA-binding transcription factor activity. Gene Ontology annotation, biological process: regulation of transcription by RNA polymerase II.
ACAAGAGCCUCCAGCUACUGAGCUGCUCGCCUGUGGAACCAGCUCCCAGGGAGGCAGACAACAUCUCUACAUUUAAAUUUACAUUACAUGUCAUUUGGCAUUUUGAUUUUUUUCCUCUUCAGUUAUAUCAUAUAGAUAGUACUAAAAUUACCAGCAGGGUAAAUAAAUGUGAGCAAAUAAAUAAAACAACUAUCAGCAUAUAGCAGGCUCCUGUUCACUUGUGCUAUCAAACAUUUUGUCUACUACUAUUAAAGUCUUACUAUUCCAUCCGUUUAAUUAGACCUCACAUUAUCAAAUAAUUCUUGGCCCCAGGAUUAAUAGCGCACGGUGUUUUCAUCGCAGUUACCUUCCUUCGUGAAUUAGAACCCUUUGAAGAACUCAGUUUCCUAACCUGAUUUUCCACCAGAGGAACCAGGCUCUAACAUACGUUCACACAACAAACUUUAGUGCUCAAUUCAUAUUUUUUGUCUUGAUACAAUUUUUUUAUGUAGCUGUUCACAUUGUCUUAUAAAAUGUGGCUAGUAUCAGACUCCAAUGUGAACUGGUCAUGGCCCUGAUGUGACCUGCAUUAAUGAGGUCUAAACCUCACUGUCCCUCCACUAACUACCUCUGUUGCAUCUUUCAUCCAUGUUUGUUUUCGCCGGGUGACUCCUGCCUGCCGCUUCGUCUGCGCAAAAAUAUGAGGAAUGUCGAUCUAGAGUGACGUAAAAGUCGCAAUGAAAUUCAAUACGUGUCACAUGACUGUUCAGACUGAGGUUGCAUUUCAAAAAAUCUGAUCUGUAACUGAUUAACUGCCACAUAUGGGGGGGGGGAAAUCAGAUAUGUAGUCUAAAUUUAGUAGCAUGGAGAUAGUUUUGGGGAAAAUGUGACAUACAUUAUCCCAGGCAUUCUACAUAGUAAGGUUGAUACCUGAAAAAAUAUUGAGAGUAGACAUUUGUCAAUGCUGCUCCCUAUAUCUCAAACAGAUUUUUUCUUUUAUAUAAUUCUUUCAACAUUGAUACACCUCUCCAUUUAUGUAAGACACUGUCUUUCCUCAUGAAUUUUGUAAAUAUUGUUAUUUAUUAUUGCUCUCUCACACAAAAUAACUAUUGCACGUCUGUCCAUUGAGCGGGAUCCUUCAAACUCUCUCUGAGGUUUGCACCUUGUUAUUCUCCUGUUGAAAGGGUUUUCCUUAUUAUUGCUGAGGGGUAAGAACAGAGAAUGUCACACCUUGCUAAGGCCUACGAGGCAAAUUAUGAUUUGUGAAUUUGGGCUGUACAAAUAAGAUUUGAUUGACGAUUGAUUGAUAGUCUGUCAGUGGCAUCCUGCAUUGCAGGGUACAUGGCAACAGGUCAUGACCAGGACAACAAACAUGUUUUUUUUAUUUUGCUACAUGUGUAAAAAUACUUAAGUGGUAAAAUUGUCCAAAUCUGCUGUGACUUGCUAUGACAUUUUCAUUUUAUGAACAACUGACAGUUUACAUAUUGUACAUGUCCACCUUAUGUUGUUAGUAUCUCUUUAAUGAUCCUACACUAGAAUUUAAACUUAUAUUCAGUAGACCUGAACAAUGCUUGGCUGCACAAAAUGACCCACCUGUGGACACAGAAGGUUUAAUAAUGCUGUGUGGAUUCAUGAUGGUAAAGGAAACAUAUAUGCUAUGUUGCCCUCUGGUGGCUGAAAAACAAAUCAAUUAAAGUCAGAUUCUUGUAGUGGAGCCAUCAACCAACAAAGGUCUCAGAUAAAAUCCUCCGAUAAAUCCUAACUACACAGAUGAAGAGAAGAGUUGGGGAAACAUCUGCAUAUGAGUGGGUCAGAGAGCAAAGGGAGAUAAAUAUAAAGAAAUUAAAAUUUGAUCGAAGAACAUUGGAAUUGGCUAUAGACAAAAAAGCAAACCAUAAAAAUAACAGUGGAAAAUGAUACUUCAGGAGGAACACAUUCAAAUAUAUAAAAAGACACAAGAUAAAACAUAUCAUACGUAUACACAUAUCAUACAAAUGUCAUACACAUUGCAACAUACAUGCAGACAUAAAAAGUAGGGAGUAUAAAGUGCUUAGAUCGCAUAUGAUUAUUGCAAAGUCCACAAAAGUUAUUGCCCAGUUCCCAUAGUUAAGAAGGUUAGGGGUGUAGUAAGCAGUUUUCAUUUCCAUAAGCUCAAAAGGCAAAAGUGUGUGAAAGAAAAGCCCUGCUACAGAGGGUGAUGUAAUGUAAUAGGCUUGUGUGGCAUGUGGGCGCCUGUAGAUUGUAGAUGUUAAGUAAUGCAGAAGCAGAGACGGAUAGUGAAAAUGUUGUUAUUGGCUAUAGGCUGACCAUGGCCAGCAAAGAAAAUAUAUGUUCGAAUGAACAAUGAAGUUUUCCAGCUCCAUUUAAAAAAUAUUGUCCAGCUACAUUUCCUCAAGAAUCAAGAAUGUGUUUACAAUCUACACAUUCUCUGCAGACUCUCUUCAGAGUACUUUACGUUUCAGCAGUUUUACAAGGAGGGCAGGUGUUCUAAUGUAAAUGUAGCAAUAUUAGUCAUAAUCUGAAUAUUGGCUGUUUUAAAAGGAAAACACUCGUCAAGUAAAAUGUAUAUUGAAUGUACAUUGAUGGUUCAGAAGGCACAUAAAGACAGGGCACAUGGGACAAAUCAGUGAUAAAGUUGAAUAUCUCAGGACAGGUCAUACAGGAUUAAAUGAUACACUUCAUAAUAUAGGCAAGCACCCACCUGGACUAUGUGAAUACUGCAAACAACCGGAAACGUAUGUUCUGAUAGAAUGUAACAAAUAUAAUGAACAAAGAAGGGAAUUAAUAUCAGGAUUAAAAGAUGAAAAGCAAAAUAUUACAUCAGAAAAUGUAUUAGUAAUGACAUUAAGGAAUAUACAUCAUAUUCUAAUGAACUAUACUUAAGAGAAACAGGACAAAAGACAAUCAUUUAAUUUUAGUUUUGUUUAGUUUUGUUUGCUCCCAAUCUACUGCUCCACAUUCCAGUCCAGAAGGUGGCGGUAAUGCACCUAUAAGCUGGUUUGCCAACCGCCCAUAAACACCAGAAGAAGAAGAAGAAGAAGAAGCAGCAGCAGAAGAAGAAGAAGCAGAAGCAUAAGAAGCAGCAGAAAAAGAAGCAGAAAAGAAGCAGAAGAAGAAGCAGAAGCAGAAGAAGCAGAAGCAGAAGCAGAAGAAGCAGCAGAAGAAGAAGCAGCAGCAGCAGCAGCAGUCAUCAGUGACUCAGACCUCAGCUGUUCGUACUGUUCUCGCCCUGCUUCAGCUGAGGACCUGUCAUGUCCACACUCCAUAGUCUGAAGGCUUUCAUCAGCCAGCGGCUCACUGCGGCGGUGGAGGAGGUCAUUGGCCGAUUAGAGACAGUGAUAAGCGAGUAUGAAGAGGAUAUGAAGAGCCGCCAGCUCAGGCUGAUGCACACUGCCCAGCGACAAACCGCAGGUGUGCAGCAACAUUUGGUGAUUAAAGAAGAGGUUCUGUCUGAGCAGCAAGAGUGGAUCUCCAGCCUGGACAAGCAAGACCCAAAGUGGGCACACGUUAAAGAGGAACAACAGGAUCUCUGGACCAGUCUGCAGGUCAGGAGUCAACUGCAAGGACUGCACGAGGAAAAUAUCAUCAAGUUCCCCUUCACCCAUGUCCAUUUGAGGAAUGAAGAUGAAGAGGAAUCUCAGUCCUCUGCGUUUCAUCACAGACAAACUGAGGAUAAUCAAGAGGCUGAACCGACAUUGAGCAACUCAGCCCAUCAUGUGAAAACAAAACCUGAUGUAGAGGGCGGUCGAGGACCAGAAGCUGACAGGAUCUUAGAGUCUGGUUUAAAAUGCCUCUCUGGAUUUGGCGAUAAGACUAUACACUCUUCUGAAUCUCAGACUGAUGACAGUGAUGAUGACUGGAAGGAGAUUAGGAAACCUCAAAUAGAUGUGAAUACUGUGAAAACUAACGUUCCAGUCCAUGAUAUGGGACACAAUAUCGACAAUAAAUUGUUUAGCUGCUCAAAAUGUGAGAAAAGAUUUGGACAGAAGCACCAUCUGCAGACACAUAUGAGGUGUCAUACCGGAGAGAAACCCUUUACUUGUUCUAUCUGUGGGAAAAGAUUUUCUCAGAAGGGGAAUCUGAAACAGCACCUGACAGUCCACACACGUGAGAAACCAUGUAGCUGUACUGUUUGUGGUGAAAGAUUUUCACAGAAAGGAAAUCUAACACAACACAUGACGGUCCACUUAAGGGAAAAACUUUGUUGGUGAUUGACAUAAAUUAAUAACUUCUAUGGCCAAUAGUCACAAAUCACAAUUUACCUCAUAGGCCUUAACAAUGUGUGGCCCUUAACCCUCAACAAGCGGGAAAAAAACGACCAAAAGAAAAAUACCGCAGAAAGACAUGUGAGAGAUCACUGUCCCAGGACCAAAAGAAGUGCGAUAGAUGUCACGUGUAACAGAGCAAAUCAACUAAAUAAAAUAUGAGAAAAGACAGUGUCUAACUUUAAAAAGUGAGGUGUAUCAAUGUUACACCUCACAUCAAAGAGGGAGAGGAAGAAAGAGAAGCUCAAUGUGUCAUGUGUCCAUAACAAUCUCAGCCUUCAGCGACAUGAGUUGGUCUAAAGCAGACCUGAGCCGGUCUCUAACCAUAAGCUCUAUCAAAAAGAAAGGUUUUAAGCCAACUCUUAAACGUAGAGACGAACUGAAACGGGGAGAUGAUUCCACAGGAAAGGAGCUAGACACCUAAAGUCAUGGCUCCUACUCUACUUUUAGAGACUUUAGGGACGACAAGUAAACCUGAAUUCUGGGAGCGCACUCAGCGCAGUGAUCUACAGUAGUGAGGUGAUACUGUGCUUUGAGCUUUUUAAGUUAUGAUGGGGCUAUAUUAUUAAGAGCUUUAUGAUGAGGAGGAGAAAUUUAAUUCUAUUCUAAAUUUAACAGGAAGCCAGUGUCGUGAAGCCUAUACAGGCGACAUGUGAUUUCUUUUUGGGGUUCUUGUCAGGACACGUGCUGCAGCAUUUUGGACAAGCUGUCUUUAACAACUUACUGGUGUAGCCUGAUAAUAGGAAAUUACAAGAGUCAAGUCUGGAGGUAAUGAACACAUUAGCUCUCUCAGCUUUCUUCCUUCCACAGAGCUGCUGCCUGCUGGAUGUUUUUGAUGUGGGCUCCAUUCUGAGUAAAGCUUUAGAGUCACUGAAAUUACAUUGUUUUUCUCACAUUCCGAAUAUUAUCUGAGGCACAUGUCCUGUAGCAGGUGUGUUUAUACACACAUUUAUACACUGUUGCCACAUGAUAAUAAAAGCCCUAUGAGGAGCA